Oncorhynchus gorbuscha (pink salmon) is the source of this 2311-nucleotide messenger RNA. It is a transcript of the gene tspan33a, whose product is annotated as tetraspanin 33a. Gene Ontology annotation, cellular component: membrane. Bases 616 to 1365 code for a protein of 249 amino acids. The record is from RefSeq and is a predicted model, not a curated record. The transcript has 10 exons. Lineage: Eukaryota; Metazoa; Chordata; Actinopteri; Salmoniformes; Salmonidae.
UCGCACAAUACUGAGAAAGACGCCCUCUUUACAAACCCGAGGUUGCGCUGCUGCUGUAGGCUUUUGAUCGUGUCUCUGUUGUGUUUGUAGCCUAUUUUCUCUAGACUUGUCUGAAUAAGGAAAUGUAAUAGGAAUCCAGCACCACCGAGGAGGGUGAGAAGUGACUCGCUCCACAACGUAGACUACUGUAAUUUACUCCGUAAAUAAAAAGUAGCUAUAAACGCACGUAUGAAUGCUUUGAUUUACCUGGACUAUUGCGGAAAGACCAAGGAAGGUGAUAGCCAACAUUUACGCACGGAUUUGGGUAUUCUGAUUUUUAACCAUGGGGAAAAGAGCCGCCCUGGCGACUUACGAUAAAGAGUUCAGCUUUGUCAGCCCAGUUGUCAAAUAUCUACUUUUCCUUUUUAACUUAAUAUUUUGGACAGAACAAGAUAGCGAUGUCUUGUAUCAGGGUCCAGAGUCACAUCCACUGCUCAUUGCUGGACCCUCUUCAUCUCAGCAUCACACAACUUCUCUAUCUCCUUGUCGCUCCCGGAUCAUUUGCUGCACGUGUGACUCGGUCUUCCCCAGCUGAGCCUUCCUCUCCCCAAACUCUUCCUCGAGAGGGACGGUGUGAUGAUCUCAUUGGUGUUGAUGUCUAUUGGCAUUUACGCCAGGAUGAUGAAACAUGCCGAGGCAGCCAUGGCCUGUCUAGCGGUGGACCCUGCCAUCCUGCUGCUGAUCGUGGGGGUGCUCAUGUUCUUCAUCACCUUCUGUGGCUGUGUGGGCUCCCUCAGAGAGAACAUCUGCCUCCUACAGACAUUCUGCAUCUUCCUGACGAUCAUCUUUCUGCUGCAGUUAGCUGCAGGUGUCCUGGGCUUCGUCUUCUCAGAUAAGGCACGGAAUAAAGUGAGUGAGAUUAUCAACAAUGCCAUCGUUCACUACAGGGAUGACAUUGACCUCCAGAACCUCAUCGACUUUGGUCAGAAAGAGUUCAGCUGUUGUGGAGGUGUCACCUACACCGACUGGUCUCAGAACAUGUACUUCAACUGCACCACAGACAACCGCAGCCGAGAGCGCUGCUCUGUUCCCUUCUCCUGCUGCCUGCUGUCUAAAGAUGAGGCGGUCAUUAACACAAUGUGUGGUCAGGGGAUGCAGGAGCUGUCAUAUCUGCAGGCUGGUGCCUUCAUCCACACCAAUGGCUGCAUCGACAAGCUGGUCAACUGGAUCCACAGCAACCUGUUCAUGCUAGGGGGCAUCGCCCUGGGUCUGGCCAUCCCACAGCUGGUGGGGAUCCUCUUGUCUCAGAUUCUGAUCAACCAGAUAAAGGACCAGAUUGAGCUUCAGAACUACAACCUGCAGCACCGUACUGACCCUUGGCAGUAACCUGGUCAUGAUCAGGUCCUACCCAAUCAAACUGGACCAGGACUAGGUCAACCCUAGGGUCUAACCCCUUUCUGCUAGAUGGGGCUCAAGCUUUCAUGUAGAUGGUGUUCAUUUUCAAGGCUGCUUGAUCAUUUCAAUGGUGCAAGGACUGGCUUUGAGGCCAAAGAUUCUGGCUGGAUGAUCCACCAUUUGACAAGAGUCGAGGUGGUCUGCUCUCUUUCUGUGUUCUUGACUCUCUUGCGUGUCUUUUUGUUCAGUAUAUAAUCUAACCAACUGAGCUACCAGAACCAAUGGUUUAUUUCCUGAAUGGGUUGAUGUAGCUGAGGGACCAGACCCAUGUGAAUUGGCUGAGAAACCAAGGUUCCGAAAAGGUCUAGAUGCCUGGACAGUGUGUCAAUGUGUGCUUGUUUCGUUUUAGCUCACCCAGUAUUCUGGAUGGGUGGAGUUUUCACUUUAUGACCAAUGGAAUGGUCAAUGUUGAAACUCUGCCCACCCUGUGCCCCAGGGGAGCUUAAAUCAAUGCAUCUAAUCAGGAAGUACUCCAGCCAGACAGCCAAUGGAGAACUCCUCCAUUCACAGCUAUUCGUCAUUUGACUCAUCUCAAAUAUGGCACGAUCUGUAAUUUAUUGAAAAGGGAAAAAAACCCAGCAACCGGAGUCCAAACCCUGCUGAAAUAAUGUAGACUCUGUCCAGUUACUUUUUUGUCAAUGGGGUUUACGACAUUGAUCUGUUAUUUAUAUCCAUCCAGUUAUCUGCUAAUACUCUCAGAGUUGAGAACAAGACAAUUCUGUCGGCCCUUCUCAAAUAUGAAAGCGCAAACCCAAGUAAUGUAAUAAGCUCAUUAGCUUUACAGUCAAUUUCGCUUGUGUGUAUGUUAAAUCUCCCAACUGUAGUUUGCCAUGCAUGCUAUAACAAGUUUUAUAAACUGGGUUGUUUGAUCCCUGAA